Messenger RNA from Pieris napi, 3368 nucleotides. RefSeq names its product cyclic nucleotide-gated cation channel alpha-3. Gene Ontology annotation, biological process: monoatomic cation transmembrane transport; potassium ion transport. Gene Ontology annotation, molecular function: cGMP binding; protein-containing complex binding; intracellularly cGMP-activated cation channel activity. The transcript has 15 exons. The coding region runs from base 383 to 2566 and encodes 727 amino acids. Lineage: Eukaryota; Metazoa; Arthropoda; Insecta; Lepidoptera; Pieridae. The record is from RefSeq and is a predicted model, not a curated record. Gene Ontology annotation, cellular component: plasma membrane; intracellular cyclic nucleotide activated cation channel complex.
CUUUAGUCUCUCAGCACCAGAGCGUGACGUUCCUACCGUGUUGAGCCGCGUUCAGAGGAGCCCCGGGCUAGAUAUAUCUGUGUGUGUGUGUUUGUGAGCUUUGUGAACUGGCGGUUGUGGCGCGAUGUGAGACAAGCGGGAUUUUAUGUGUGCAGGAAGGUGAUUGGAGGCAACUGCAGACAGGAUGGCUGUGGCGAGCAGCUGAUACAAUGCUGGCGGCGGAGCACAAGCCCGCCCCAACCUAACCCGUCGAAUUACGAACGCUUCCUUCACGGGCGCGCUGGAGGGCGGUCCCCUGGGCGGCAGCGGCGGCGCGCUCGGGCCACUGCGCGCGCCCAGCUCGCCGCCCGCCUCCAGCGUAGCUACCAGUCGCCACAGUCUCAUGGACAUGAUGACGUGUCGGCUGGGUUCUCGGCGGCUGGGGGGUUCAGGAGGAUCGUUACAGCCCGGCACAGCGUGUUCCGCCGCCAGCGAGCUGGACUUGUGCUCGCGCCGCGCACACAAAUCUAGAUUAAAAUUGCUUGGUGCAAGCGGCGAAGCCCCACUGUUGGGGGGAUGGCGAAGUACCCCACAUACGCCGCGGGCGCCCGCUACCCCAGCGCAGCAUCAGUCGCACAAUCAUCUCGCUUCGAAUUGCAACGGUACAGACAGUAGCAGUAGAAAUCUCAGACGGCGUUCAACAUACACAAGCGGAAGAUUCGGAUUUGGUCUAUCAUUUUCAUUUGUAUUCGACCCGGCCGGUCGCCUAUGCUACUACUGGUCCAUGGUGGUCUCCCUCGCCUUUCUCUACAAUCUAUGGGUCAUCGUAUAUAGAUUCGCAUUUCAAGAAAUUAAUGGUGAAACGUUAAUAGUGUGGUUUUGCUUGGACUACUUCUCGGACUUUCUAUAUAUAGUGGAUAUAGUGUUUCAUUUUCGGACUGGUUACUUAGAAGACGGUGUGUUACAGACUGAACCGGCAAAAAUGCGGCAACAUUAUAUGAACUCAACAACGUUCUACAUAGAUUGUCUAUGUUUAUUGCCGCUUGAUUUCCUCUAUUUGUCUAUUGGUUUUAAUUCAAUACUACGCUCAUUUCGACUCGUGAAAAUCUAUCGUUUCUGGGCGUUCAUGGACAGAACGGAGAGACACACAAAUUAUCCAAAUUUGUUUAGAUCAACCAGUUUAAUUCAUUAUUUAUUAGUGAUAUUCCAUUGGAAUGGGUGCUUGUAUCAUAUUAUAUAUAAGAAUAAUGGUUUCGGUAGUAAAAACUGGGUGUACCAUGACACGGAGACGGCGGAUGUGGUGAAGCAAUAUCUGCAGAGUUAUUAUUGGUGUACACUGGCUUUGACGACGAUAGGUGACCUGCCUCGGCCACGCAGUAAAGGCGAGUACGUGUUCGUGAUUGCCCAACUACUGUUUGGCUUGCUUCUCUUCGCGACAGUAUUGGGGCACGUGGCGAAUAUUGUCACGUCAGUCAGCUCAGCCAGAAAGGAGUUUCAGGCAAAACUAGAUGGCGUCAAAACCUACAUGCGCAUGCGACGGGUCCCAAACCACUUGCAAGUGAAGGUCAUUAAGUGGUUCGACUAUCUGUGGCUGACACAGAAGUGCUCAGACGAAGAGAAGGCUGUAUCAUGUCUUCCCGACAAAUUAAAAGCAGAGAUAGCUAUAAAUGUUCACCUUGAUACUCUUAAAAGGGUGGAGAUUUUUCAGAACACUGAAGCCGGUUUUUUAUGCGAGCUCGUGUUAAGACUUCGUCCAGUCCUGUUCUCACCAGGGGAUUAUAUCUGCAGAAAAGGGGAAGUCGGAAAGGAGAUGUACAUAGUGAAUCGUGGGAAACUGCAGGUGAUGGGUGACAACGGAAAAACUGUGCUGGCAACACUAAAAGCGGGUUCUUAUUUUGGCGAAAUUUCAAUUCUGAAUAUGGGGACCGCAGGUAAACAACUUGGAAACCGUCGGACAGCGUCUGUACGCUCCGUGGGAUAUUCGGACCUGUUUGUGCUGAGCAAGAACGAUAUGUGGGAUGUGCUGAAAGAGUAUCCGGCUGCCCGCGUCCGGCUCGAAGCAAUCGCAGUCAAGAGACUUGAGAAGUACAGAAGGGUGCCAGUUGACAAAGGUUCGUGUACUACCGUAGGCAUGGGUCGUUGCCAUUCGACUCCUGGUAUUAUGGAGGCCAUUCGAAAAGAGGACGCGAAGCCCUACCAACAGCCUUUGGGUCUACCAAUCCAUUCGUCGCAUCCACCUUCCUUCCGGGACCAAAUUUAUAGUACGUCAGUUAGUCCUCUACGUGUAGCAUCACCAGUGGUAUCAUGUGGUUCAAGUGCCCGCAGUAGCGCCGCAGGUCCUAGUAGCAUGGCGACCACAGGCCCCAAAGUGAUUCGCGACUCCCAUGAUGCGCUAGAGUCAGAAAUAAAGAGACUGCGCGAGCGACUGCAUACGGUGGAAACUGAAAAUGCAGCGAUGUCAGCUAAACUCAGCCAGCAACAAUGGGAAGUUGAUCUAAGAUUGCAAGAAAUAGAGAUGCAGAUCUGUGGCGGAAGUUCUUCGAGCUCACAGGAGGAGAAUGAACGAAACAGGGAGAGCAUUAUAUAACGGCGCGCCUCGCCCGCGCACAUCCGUCGCGUCUCCCCUACACAUGCGAUGCGCAUAGCCGCCGUCUGCUGAAACGAACAUCUAGUGCUAAGUGACAUGACAAUUGGUCAGAAAUUUGACAGUUCAACAGGUAAUCGAACAGUUUGUCAAGAAACUUGACGGUAAUCGAACGCUUUGUCAAGAAACUUGACGGUAAUCGAACGGUUUGUCAAGAAACUUGACGGUAAUCGAACGGUUUGUCAAGAAACUUGACGGUAAUCGAACAGUUUGUCAAGAAACUUGACGGUAAUCGAACAGUUUGUCAAGAAACUUGACGGUAAUCGGACUUUUUGUCAAAAAAUUGACGGUUUUUCCGAAUAUACGGAAAAACUCGGUGUUUUGAAAUGUAGUUGUAUUUACGAAUUAUACAUUAUAUACUUGCUAUAACGAGGGAUUGUGGAGUGAGAUUUUGUCGAGACAAUAUUUAAAUUUAAACAUGUGUGUGUGAAGUGGCGUGUGUGACCUGUAUUUGCAGGUUAUGUUUAAUUAUAAAUAACUUUACGUUCACGUUGGUUUUGUGUAUGAGAAUUUUACGAAAUUUUUAUCACUUUGAACGGCGCAUUAUUGACAUUUAGAUUAUAAAUAAGACGCGAAAUGUCAAGUCAGGGUUAUUUUAAAAGAAUCAAUACAUACACUAAAACAGCGGGUAUGGUGGAAUUCACUAAUGUGUUUCUGUAGCUGUAUUAAGAUUCACUAAUGCCGAUAGUUUAAGUAUAUAUGUACAUAUAUCCAAAGAACGAUACAGCCUAGCUACGGAUAAUAA